Molecule: messenger RNA, 264 nt
Organism: Apis laboriosa (Himalayan honeybee)
Lineage: Eukaryota; Metazoa; Arthropoda; Insecta; Hymenoptera; Apidae
Product: late cornified envelope-like proline-rich protein 1
Exons: 1
Coding region: 1-264 (87 amino acids)
Source: RefSeq, a predicted model, not a curated record
AUGUCUUGCGGAGGAAAUACUUUAUCAUGUUCACCUUGUUUCCCAUCACCUGUGGCUCAGUACCAGUUACCAUCUUGCCCAUCGUGUGUAUCUUAUCCAUGUGUUCCACCAAUUUGUGUUGCAUGCCCUCCACCAUGUAAAAUUACCAUAUGUACGCCACCAGUGCCGUGCGGACCUUGUCCACCGAAAUGUAUUCCAUAUUGUCCACCUGCAUGCGCUGCAAGAUGCCUAACAAGAGCUACAGCACGCUGCCUUUGUCAAUGA